Thelazia callipaeda (thelaziosis nematode) is the source of this 855-nucleotide messenger RNA. NCBI's taxonomy places the organism in Eukaryota, Metazoa, Nematoda, Chromadorea, Rhabditida, Thelaziidae. The record is from the annotation of a GenBank genome assembly.
AUGGCGUGCGAACGAUGGCUUCAGGCCAGAUUGGAUAGUUUGCGUACUAAAAAUCUUUUUGGCCAGCGAAGAGAAUGUGAUCAUUUACCACAGAAGUUGGAAAAAACUUUUGUAGAUUUUGACAUAAAUGAAAAAAAUGUUCGUGGUGAAACUCUUAUCAUGUCGGUGAUAAGAUAUGAAGCAGACAAGGCUAAUCAGAUGCGUUAUAUCAAUUUAUUGAUUCGUUCGGGAUGUGAUCCAUCUGAACCGGAUAAAAAGCAAUUGCGUACACCACUCAUGUUAGCUUGCAUUGUGAAGAAUGACACUGUUGCUCAUCAUUUGAUUAUGCAGAAUGUUAAUCUUUUGUCUGCUGAUAAAAUGGGGAACACAGUGCUAAUGUAUGCGGCUAUUUAUUCUCACACAUCACUGAUGAAUUUGUUGAUAGAAAAAUUAUCAGGAAAAUGGUGUAUUGAAGCAUUUCGAGCCAAGAAUUUAAUGGGUUAUACUGCAGAAAGUUUGGCCAGGAAAAAUGAGCGAUACUUGAUGCUAAGGAAGGCACGUUUACGUUUAGUGAAACGACUUCGUGAUCACGUUGCUGCAUAUUUAACACUUCAUUCAGCUAAGCAAAAAUUUUUGAUGCACAAGCAAAGAUUUGCUACAACGUCACAAAACAAAAGUUCAUUGCCGAUAAAAAACGUCAAAUCAUUGUUACCAUUAUUAAAUAACAUGCAAAGAAAAGAUGUAUCAAAAAAUCCAUCGCCCAAAACCAGCUUUGCUUCAAAUGACCCAACAGAAGCAAGCAUCAAUUUACCACCUUUAUUACCAUCUCCAGCAAAUAUAUUAUCAACAUCAAUCUCAGGUACCACAUGCUUUUGA